Symbiodinium sp. CCMP2456 is the source of this 1860-nucleotide messenger RNA. Lineage: Eukaryota; Dinophyceae; Suessiales; Symbiodiniaceae. The record is from the annotation of a GenBank genome assembly.
AUGGCUUCUUUCGGACCCACGCCAGUGCCGGAGGCCGCCGUCGCCCCCUCGUCGCCUCUUGGGGCGGACGGCUCUGAGGCCACGCCUGGCGUGGGUCUGGAGGUCGGCCCGACAUCGGCGCCUACUACGACCGCGCCUGGUGGCUUCGACUUGGAUAGCCUUGAUGGGCUUGAGCCUACGCCUUUUGGGGCGUGUGCCUCGACAGGCACUCUGCCCGCAGAGGCUUUGGCGCCGGGUGGGGGCUAUGGGUCCGAGGUCGUCGAUCUACUGGGCUUGGAUCCCGACGACAGUCCGGACGCCUCGAACCUGUGGGCGGCCUUGGUCGAGGCCGAUGCCACGCCCGACCAGGACACUGCCACUGGCGACGGGCCGCCAACUUUGUCCACGUCGGCGUCUUCGGCAUCCUUGGCGCCGGGGGCGGGCCAGCCCACGACGGAUCCUGGCCCGUCGGCGCCGGAGGCGCGCGCCUUUUGGGAAGGGCUUGACCCGGCUCCUACCAGGACCCCGCCUCCGCUGGUCGCCGACCCGCCGUUCUCAGAGGCGGGCUGGGAUGCACUCACGUCCUACCUGGCCGAGUUCGACGCCGCCGAAGGGCGCCUGCGGCCUCAUCGGCUUUGCCCAUCCGGGCGGCGGCAAAGCCCAAGACGGUGCUUCGCCGCCGGCGCCUAUGUCGAGCUCGCCGGCAAAGCCGCCACCGGUGCCAUUCCCGCCGAGGCGGCCAGCAGCUCUACCGCCAGGGCCGUCUUGAAGGCACCGCCGGUGCUGGAGCCGGAGGCGCCGAGCGCAUCUACGACGCCUCCUCCGUCGAUGGCGUCUACCCUUGGGCCCACGCCGCCGGCGGCCGUGCCGAAGAAGGCCGCCCCGCCCGAGCUCCAGGACCAGGAGCAGGUGGAUCCACAUCGCCAGGAAUUCCUCCGGCGCCAGGCCUUCAUCCGACAGGAGCAGGCCGCCAGAAGCUAUGCGGGGCUUCGCCAGCUGCCGGACAAUGUGGAUUACGACACCGCCCUGGCCUCUCAAAUAGAGAGAGAGUUCGCCGAGCAGCGCGCCAUGGGCCCCCCGCCAGCCCAGCGGCCGGCAGCGGCCUCCGGCCAGGCCACACAGGCGGAUCGGGCGUCGGGGCCCCCGCCGGAGCAGGCCCAUCCAGCCCCUCGCCGGGUCCAGGUGGUGGAGGAUACCCACCCCCGCCCUGUGCCGGGCCGCCCCACGCCGGCCACAACCAUCGAGUCGCCGUGGCAGGACUACCUUAACGCCGACGCGGCGGCUCAGGGGGCGGCUGCUUCUUCCUCGGCGGUGCCGCCUCCGCCGAAGGCGUCCUUUCCUUCGGUGGAGAUGGCCGGCCAAGGGCGCCACGGCUUCGGCAGCCGCAACAGGGUACCCGCUCCACGAGCCGGGCGCCUCUAUGGGGUGUCGACUCUGGCCUUGGUCGCGGCCGGUCCCGACAGGCCAGACCUGCCGGCCAGGCGGGCGGAGGCACGAGCGUCCCUGGCCGCCGCGGUCGAGGCGGUCCGCCCGGCCAACCUCAAGAGGGCUAUCGCCGAGCUCCGGGGCGACAUGCUGGCCAAGACGACUCGGGGGCCAUACGAGUCACGCCUCAAGACCUGGAACAGGCUCGCCUAUGAGGGCGAGGUGGCGCCAUGGCCCAUCUCGGCGCACGUCCUCGAGGUCAUCGGGGCGGGCUUCAAGAAGGGCGCCUACCGCAGCGCCAAGGAAUAUUUCCUCGCCGCUUUCAGGCACCAGGAGAACGAGCUUCGCAUCGCAGUCGACCCGUUCCUGCGCCGCCUGGCUAAUCGGAUCAUCCGGUCCGUGGUGCGGGGCCUCCCGGGCUCGCGCCUGAAGGAGGCCUUUCCCGUGCUCGCCCUG